Rhodofomes roseus is the source of this 3447-nucleotide messenger RNA. RefSeq names its product glycogenin. Gene Ontology annotation, cellular component: cytoplasm. Gene Ontology annotation, molecular function: glycosyltransferase activity. The coding region runs from base 1 to 3447 and encodes 1148 amino acids. The transcript is spliced from 5 exons. The record is from RefSeq and is a predicted model, not a curated record. NCBI's taxonomy places the organism in Eukaryota, Fungi, Basidiomycota, Agaricomycetes, Polyporales, Fomitopsidaceae.
AUGUCCACUCCUUUCGCCUUUGUAUCUCUAGUAACUUCCGACCAUUACCUGCCCGGCGCCCUUGCAGUCGCCGCAGCACUCCGGGACCUGCACCCGACCCCCGCCCAGGCUCCGGAGGUCGACUUCCAGACCGUGUGCCUCGUCACCCCCGAGAGUGUGGACGUAUCCACCGUCAAGCUGCUCCGCCGCGCGUUCAAUGUAGUUAUUGGCGUCGAGCUCAUAGAGCAGGAGGACGAGAAGGGUCUACAACUACUCGGCCGCCCGGAUCUCAGCCAUGUGCUCACAAAAUUACACGUAUUUCGCCUCACGCAAUACCAGAAGAUAAUAUUCCUCGACGCAGACGUCCUUCCGAUACGGCCGUUAUCGCACUUGUUCAAUAUCCCCCAUGAUUUCGCAGCUGUUCCGGAUGUUGGCUGGCCAGAUAUCUUCAACUCCGGUGUACUCGCCCUUACCCCCGGACAAGAUAAAUUUGACGAACUCAUCCAGCUGCUCAAGACCAAGGGCAGCUGGGAUGGAGGUGAUCAAGGACUCCUCAAUGAAUGGCGGGGCGGGGACUGGCACCGCCUGAGCUUCACCUACAACACGACACCGACUGCCGCGUACACGUAUGCUCCCGCUUAUGAACGAUUUGGUUCGCAAAUAUCCGCGAUCCACUUCAUCGGUCCUAACAAACCAUGGGCAAGCUUACAGUACCGGGCUCCCGGUGUCAAGUCCUCCCAGCCGCACGACCCGAACAUUCCGGCUGAGGAGAAGCGCCAGCAAGUGUACGACUUCGACUCACUCGUUGACCGCUGGUUCGAUGUGUACGAUAGGUAUUACCGUUCGGACGCGCCCACAGCGCGCGCCGAAUUUGAGGUCCGGAGGUACGCGUCCGUCUGGGACGACGGCGGGCGCGACGAAAUAGGCGCGGAGCUUCCUCCAAUCGCUUUCAGCGAAGCAGCUACUCCUCCCGGCGGUGCGUUGGGUUUGGAGGAUCUACGGAGGAUCGCCGUAGAGGGCAUGAGCAACCUUGGUGCCACUGUAGCGGACACGGAACACGCCGUCCAAGAGGGCGAAUACCGCUCCAUGCCACUGGGAGGCCGUGUUGACUUGAUGCGACCCAAGCCUGAACUGAAGCCCCAGGUCGAGCAUGCAUGGACCGAGGGAGCCCGUCAGCGCCGCGGUGAUCGGGACCUGACGCCGACUCAAGAAGAGUACAAGCAAUUGUACUCUAGUGGAGGAGGCGGUGAGGGCCCGAGGAUGCACACCCUGCCGACUCCUGGUCCCAAUGAGGUCCCGCCCGCUCCGUACCACCACGGCGGAUCUUUGCCGCCCGCCCCGUCGUUUCCUGCCCAACACGGACAGUGGUCUGACCCACAAGGUCCUCAUCAGUCUUACCAGGGUCCAAGUCGGCAGCAGCACUCGCAGCAACACUGGCAGUCGACGCCUGAGCAUGAAGGAAGGCAUCACCACUACCAGCACCAGCAGUCCUUCCGCCACCCACCUCCUCCCCCUCAGAACAGUAGUCCCGAGCAUGAACCCAUCCCGAUGCCACCUGUCCACCAUCGUCCUUCUCCUGGCCAUUCACCCCAGAACCAUUCACCUCCGUAUCACCAGCACCAACAUCGCCACCAUCAUCCACACCAACAUCACCAGCCGCAGGGCCAUCUUUCUCCGCCUCGUCCUCCAUCACCUCCGAAGUUGUCCUGGAACGCGGCCGUCGAUCCUCCUCCGAACAACCCUCCCGCAGUCAAUGCAUUCCCCACAGACACGUACUUUCCUAACGUAUGGGAUCAAUCGCCGUCUCGGCAGCACGACGCUGCCCACCAAGCCUUCUCACCGUCCGUCCCCUAUGUUCCUGCACCGCACUCGGAUGCGUUCUUCCGCCCUCCGCCACCUGCCCAUAUCCCGGAGCAACUGGUGCGCCAGGGUCAGUACUCAAACGUCUUUGGACAUGCGCCGCCCGUAGGGCCUGGGUCUCCUCCUGCUCAGCCCGUCCCCGACCCUGCGAAAGUGCAGGCGGUCUUCCCCUGGGAGCAGAAACCGCAGCAUGUUCCGAAACGUGUCUUCCCUGCUGCGGAUGCGCCUCCGCCUACCGCGAAGUACAUUGAGGAAGAGGGGAUGACGCCAUCUACACAGCCUCAGGAGGGAGCGCAGGCGCCAUCGCCACCGACGAUUGGGCUGCCGGGACACUUCGCAUAUGCGAAUGCGUGGGACACGGUGCCAAGCAUACAGAAGUACGCGUCCAAGCUUGUGAGGCCGCACCAUCAGCCUCCCUUCCAGCAUGUGCCGUACCAGAACACCAGCUCGCCACGCCGUCGGUCUGCGCAGUGGGUGGAUGACCAAGGCCACAGACGCUGGGAGAAGGAACGGGAGCGUGUCGUGCAGGCGCGCCACGACGCGAGCAGCAUGGAUGGUGAUGACGAGGAUGACGGUGACGAUGACGAUGAAUGGGACGGCCAGGGCACGAAAGACGGCACUCACGGGGGCGGCAGCCAUUCUGGAGGCCGCUCGAGGUCUGGCAGCACUGCAUCUGUUACAGCUACGAAGGGGAAGAAGUAUCGCGGACGUGGGGUGCAGACGACUUCUGUGGAGACUCGCCACCAGGCUGUCCAGGUCAAGAUCCGCUCACCAUCCACGGACGUCGAUGGCCCGAGGCUCAGGGAUCCCAAGCAGCCACCCCCGACGUCGAAGCUUGCCCCGGAGAAGACGAAGCGCGACAUGGCGUCCAGUCCGAUCUUGGCAAAGAGCCGCUUGCUGCCUCCGCCUACCUUGUUACCACCUGCGCCGGUGCCUGACUUUGCGACGGACCCCGACCAGAUGGGGCAGGCGACUCCGGGGCUCACGCAGUCCCUCAGACAGACGGCGCCGUUCCCGUCUACUGCGUCGCCAACUGGGCUGCGGUCCCCGCAGAUCCUGGGGUCUCCUCGUACAUACUCGCCGCCCAAGGUCACGAGUCCACCAAAGGCACCGUCCCCAUCAAAGAUGAGUCCGCCGAAGGUACCCUCGCCCCAGCGUGUCACCAGCCCUCCAAGGGGCGCGUCGCCCCGUAGGCUAUCGUCUACGCAACAGCAGCAGCUCAUAGCGACUCGCAAAUUAUCGUUUGGCAGUUCGCCGCCGAGCAAGCCUGUCUCGCCAAAGGUUGCGCCUAUUCUGACGUCGACCCCGCCGCCAAGCACGCCGUCUCCUAAGCUCCUCCGAUUGUCUCCGCCGUUCGGGCCUCCGAUGUCCCGCUCAGUAUCGAACGAGACGAAUCUGACGUCGUCGCCUUCCACGCAAGGUGUGCCCUUGACACCUGACAGUGCGACUGCGGCGCCGCCUUCGCGCAAGGGCGGUCGAGUUUGGGACCCCGCGCGUGGCGUGGACGUGUUCAAGCGCAGCUCGGAGGAAGUCCUUGCGCGCUUCCUGCGCAUGGGCUCCUUCGAAGACGACGAACGCCGUCAGAGCCAAGUUCAACAGCAAGAGUAG